Molecule: messenger RNA, 2011 nt
Organism: Medicago truncatula (barrel medic)
Lineage: Eukaryota; Viridiplantae; Streptophyta; Magnoliopsida; Fabales; Fabaceae
Product: 3-ketoacyl-CoA synthase 12
Exons: 2
Coding region: 87-1529 (480 amino acids)
Biological process (GO): fatty acid biosynthetic process
Cellular component (GO): membrane
Molecular function (GO): acyltransferase activity, transferring groups other than amino-acyl groups
Source: RefSeq, a predicted model, not a curated record
UUUGAAUUUCACACACACUCAUCAAACAUUAAUUCAUUAAAACUCAAACACAUACAAACUCUCUCUUUCUCUCUCUCUUCUCUCUAAUGGAGUUUCUUACUUUACUUUUUAUUUUUACAACAAUGCACCUGUGUUUCCUGAUCUGGAAAAAAUUUGAUCAGAGAAGGGACCAAGAGUGUUACAUAUUAAACUAUCAAUGUUACAAGCCAAGUGAUGAAAGAAAACUUGGAAGUGUACAAUGUGGCAAGAUUAUAGGAAACAAUGAGAGUAUUGGUCUUGAUGAGUGCAAGUUCUUCCUCAAAGCUGUUGUCAACUCAGGCAUUGGUGAGGAAACUUAUGCUCCAAGAAACUUCAUCGAAGGCCGAACUGUGAACCCUACGUUGGAAGACGGAGUGGAGGAGAUGGAAGAGUUUUGUAAUGAUAGCAUUACAAAGCUUCUAAAUAAAUCAGGCAUUUCACCUUCGGAGAUCGAUAUUCUUGUGGUAAAUGUAUCUUUAUUCUCUUCUGUUCCUUCUUUAACUUCAAGAAUCAUUAACCAUUACAAAAUGAGAGAGGAUAUAAAAGCUUAUAACCUAUCUGGUAUGGGUUGUAGUGCUAGUCUAAUCUCAUUAGACGUUAUUCAAAACAUUUUCAAGUCAGAAAAGAACAAGUAUGCUCUUUUGUUAACAUCAGAGUCUCUUAGUACAAAUUGGUAUUCAGGAAUCAAUAGGUCAAUGAUUCUUGCAAAUUGUCUUUUCCGUACCGGCGGUUGUGCAAUUCUUCUCACAAAUAAAAGAUCCUUAAAACACAAAGCUAUACUGAAGUUGAAGUGUUUAGUUAGAACUCAUCAUGGUGCUAGGGAUGAUGCUCAUAACUGUUGUAGUCAAAAAGAAGAUGAACAAGGUAAACUUGGUUUUUACCUAGCUAAAGAUCUUCCAAAAGCAGCUACAAGAGCUUUUACAGAUAAUUUAAGGGUGUUAUCACCUAAAAUUUUACCAGCUAGGGAAUUACUUAGGUAUAUGUUAAUGUCACUCAUAAAAAAAGUGAUAAAAUAUUUUGCUCCUAAGUCAGCAGCAAGAUGGUUUGGAACAAGUAGCAAAUCACCAGUGAAUUUCAAAACUGGUGUUGAUCAUUUUGUGCUCCACACUGGAGGAAAAGCAGUGAUAGAUGGAAUUGGGAUGAGUUUAGAUCUGAAUGAUUAUGACCUAGAACCAGCAAGAAUGUCAUUACAUAGAUUUGGUAACACAUCAGCAAGUAGUUUGUGGUAUGUGUUGGGGUAUAUGGAAGCUAAGAAGAGGUUGAAAAAAGGUGAGAGAGUAUUGAUGAUAAGUUUAGGUGCUGGCUUUAAAUGCAACAGUUGUUAUUGGGAAGUAAUGAGAGAUGUUGUUGUUGGUGAUGAUAGAAAUAAUGUGUGGGACGAUUGCAUUGAUUACUAUCCACCACACUCUUUGGCCAACCCAUUCAUGGAGAAGUACGGUUGGAUUAACAAUAUUCAAGAUCCAAGCACUUUCAAACUCAAACUUGCUGAGUUUCUUCUCACUCUUAAGUGAGAUUCAUUAUAUUCAUAUCAAUCAAUUAUUAUAAGAUUUCCUACAUCGGAGAAAAUCUUAUUGAUACAUGUGAGACACUAAAUGUGGAUACAUUUUUAAAUUGAAAUUCAAACUUUUGUGCGCUAAAUUAUGGAAAUCUAGCAUUUUCUACGAAACCCAACCUGUUGGUGUAUUCGAUUAAAUAUUAGCAUAUAGGAUUAUGUUAAUAUUUUUUCUAUUUUGAGGAAGAAAAAAAGUUGUAACAUAAAGUAUUGUUCUUGUUUUACUAAAUACAUGUAAUUUUCAUUCUUUUUAAAAAAAAGUAUAUUUCAUUCUUCAUGAGUAGAAAGGAUAUAUGUUGAGUUUUGAUGGGGCUGUGUGUGUGCAUGUAUACUUUCUUUUUCUAUGUAUAUGUAAUUUUUAAUAUUAUUCCAAAGAAAUAAAAGUAUAUGCAAUUUCCAAUAGAAAAGUUUAUAAGGGAAGAAGACCCUACUUCACUUCAA